AUGGAAGGAUCCUUUGGGAAUGGUGUCUAUGUGCAGGUUAGAUGUUUUCUGUGUGUUGUCGAAUUGAAUGGUAAAAUAUAUGCAAUCGGUGGAUAUGAUCAAAAUGAUAAUAGAUCUAAAACAGCAGAAUGCUUCAUACCAGAAACCAAUCAAUGGAACUACAUCGCCUCAAUGAACUUCAAGAGGAGUGAUGCUAGUUCAUGUCAUAUAAGGAAUCGCAUCAUUGUGGCAGGUGGUUUCGACGGGCGUAAGUACCUCAAUUCUGUGGAGGUGUACUACGUGGAGUUUGAUCAAUGGUACUUGUUGCCCGACAUGAACAGCUGCAGGUCUGGACUUGCCUGCGUGGCUGUCGGAGACUAUAUCUACGCCUUAGGAGGAUUCGACGGUACGAAGAGAUUGCAAACAGUAGAAAAGUACGAUGUCUGCAGCAAGCAGUGGUUCGCCACUAAGCCCAUGAGAAGACCCAGAAGUAAUUUUGCAUCAGCAGUAUUGGAAGGAAAAAUUUAUCUGAUGGGCGGUUACCAUGAAGGAACUAAUAUCAUCUCAGACGACUGCGAGUACUUCGACCCCUCAACACACAAGUGGAAAAGGAUCGCACCUUUGGGACUGGGACGUGCCGGUAUUGCUGGUUGCACUCAUGGCCAACUCAAGAACGUAAGGAAUUACACAUUGGACAGUGACUCGCGAUCCCUUUUAAAGAAAUAUUUGGCGCAAGAUUUAGCUCAAGAGCUGGAAAACCUUUCUCUGGACAAUUUCCAACAAUCUCGAUUGACUUUUGAUGUAAUAUUCGUUUGA
Molecule: messenger RNA, 795 nt
Organism: Argiope bruennichi
Lineage: Eukaryota; Metazoa; Arthropoda; Arachnida; Araneae; Araneidae
Product: kelch-like protein 10
Exons: 4
Coding region: 1-795 (264 amino acids)
Molecular function (GO): protein binding
Source: RefSeq, a predicted model, not a curated record